CUGUAAGCCACCGAUAUGCGAUACCUAUCAAGGUACCUAGUUGCCGGUAGUUUCCACCCUAACCCCCACCGCUCGGUAUACGGGUUAGCCUUUAAAAGCUUAGAACGUAUAGGUAUGCACCCAAGAGGGACGCGAAGGGGUAGUGGAAGAAACACAAGUAGCGCCGCAGUCAUGUGCUAGAAAAUUUAUAAGAUAUCGGGCAGGUAGGACCGACAUUUAAGCUUCCAACAAUUCCUCACUUAAAAGAUUCUUGUACUCAUAAGACUUACAUCUUCAACACGUACACUCUAACAUACUCUUGUAGACCGGCGGACUACUUAUAAUAACCAUCUCCCGACUCGAUUAUACAUCACCAACACUAUUCCUCCUCAAAACUAUAUAGGAAACGAGGCUAGCAACAAUGAACACCUCCAUGGUCAAGUCCAAGUUUCUUUCCCACCCCGAGGACCUCGGCGUCGUAGCCGUUGGUUUCUCGGGUGGUCAGUGUAAACCUGGAGUCGAUGCCGCUCCUUCGGCUCUGAUCGAGUCUGGAUUACUUAGCCAGCUUCGAGACGAGCUCAACUAUAAGCUACAUGGCCACGACACCGUACACUCGUACACCGAUCUUGUCCCGAAAGAAGACCCUCCUUUCCGAAAUAUGAAGAACCCCAAGGCUGUAAGCAGCGUCACCCAGCGUCUCUGCGAUCAGGUCUACGAACAUUCCAAAGCAGGAAGAAUGGUUUUGACCCUAGGUGGCGACCAUUCCAUCGCAAUCGGCACUGUCGCCGGUUCAGCCAAGGCUACGCGGGAACGGCUCGGCCGUGAGAUCGCGGUUAUCUGGGUUGACGCACAUGCCGACAUUAACACGCCCGAGACGAGCGAUUCUGGUAACGUCCACGGGAUGCCCGUGAGCUUCGUGACCGGCCUUGCCAAGGAAGAAAAGCCCGAGUACUUUGGCUGGCUAAAGCCUGAGCAUCUCGUCAACGUGAAGAAGCUCGUAUAUAUCGGUCUGCGAGACGUAGAUGCGGGCGAGAAGCGGAUCCUUCGCGAGAACGGCAUCAAGGCAUUCAGCAUGUUCGAUGUAGAUCGAUAUGGUAUCGGUCGCGUCGUGGAGAUGGCGCUAACGCAUAUCGGUGAAGACACGCCAAUCCACUUAUCCUUCGACGUCGAUGCGCUCGACCCGAUGUGGGCACCCAGCACGGGAACGCCAGUCAGGGGAGGAUUAACGCUGCGCGAAGGAGACUACAUCUGCGAGAGCGUUCAUCUGACAGGAAGCCUCGUCGCCGUAGAUCUCGUUGAGGUCAAUCCGAGUUUGGCACCGGAAGUCGAACGGGGAGCUCACGAAACGGUUCGUGCAGGAUGUUCGCUGGUACGAUGCGCUCUGGGUGAAUCUUUACUAUAAAUUGAUUAAAACCGCGAAUACAAUUAGAAUCUAUUCACACCACAGCAGAAAUGAGUAUGCCGGUCCAUUAGGUAUGAUACUCGGAUCAUCAAGGCGGCGGUUUAGUAUAUAUACGGGAUACAUAUGUUAACACAUGGUCUGGGGAUUGGUUAAGCUAGACUAGACGGCGUCUACUCAUAGAAGAAAUGGGCAACACGCCUUAGCAAAGACGACGAAAUGAAACAUGAACUCCAACAUUGAAGUAUAUUGGUCGAUGGGUGACUUAAGUAGCUGAAGUGAAGUUAGGCAUCGAAUCAUCACAUAGAAGUAGAAUAAAACGUAUAAGGUCAG
This is a messenger RNA of Daldinia decipiens, 1711 nucleotides long. Its product is annotated as arginase. Lineage: Eukaryota; Fungi; Ascomycota; Sordariomycetes; Xylariales; Hypoxylaceae. Bases 401 to 1381 code for a protein of 326 amino acids. Gene Ontology annotation, cellular component: cytoplasm; nucleus; cytosol. The transcript is spliced from 3 exons. Gene Ontology annotation, molecular function: arginase activity; manganese ion binding. The record is from RefSeq and is a predicted model, not a curated record.